This is a messenger RNA of Grammomys surdaster, 5611 nucleotides long. It is a transcript of the gene Tent5c, whose product is annotated as terminal nucleotidyltransferase 5C. Gene Ontology annotation, molecular function: poly(A) RNA polymerase activity; RNA binding. The record is from RefSeq and is a predicted model, not a curated record. The transcript is spliced from 2 exons. The coding region runs from base 255 to 1430 and encodes 391 amino acids. Gene Ontology annotation, biological process: mRNA stabilization. NCBI's taxonomy places the organism in Eukaryota, Metazoa, Chordata, Mammalia, Rodentia, Muridae.
GCCCGGGCCGGCGCGCCCCGCCCUGGCUCCCCCGGGAGGCCGGCCGCGGGGCGGGGGCAGGGGCGGGGAGGCGCGGGGGAGUGGUCAGGCCGGUUAAGAUCGGAGGGGGCGGCGGCCGGACCGCUCACUCGCCGCAGCUGUCUGGGGGCCUCAGUCUCCGCACCGCUCCUUCUUGGGGCUGCCCAAGCCAACCACCUGCCUCAGUCACCUCCUCUUCCAAAGCCCAGCUUCCCCUGGCCAGAACAUCCCCUAAGAUGGCAGAGGAGGGCAGCAGUACCAAGGACUCUGAGUCCUUCAGCGUGCUCAACUGGGAUCAGGUUAGCCGGCUGCAUGAAGUCCUGACUGAGGUCGUACCCAUCCAUGGACGAGGCAACUUUCCAACCUUGGAGAUAACCCUGAAGGACAUUGUCCAAACUGUCCGAAGCCGGCUGGAGGAGGCAGGCAUCAAAGUGCAGGACGUCCGGCUGAACGGCUCUGCAGCUGGCCAUGUUUUGGUCAAAGACAAUGGCUUGGGUUGCAAAGAUCUGGAUCUGAUCUUUCACGUGGCUCUUCCCACAGAGGCAGAAUUUCAGCUGGUGAGAGAUGUGGUUCUGUGCUCCCUUCUGAACUUUCUGCCAGAGGGCGUGAAUAAGCUCAAAAUCAGCCCGGUCACCCUGAAGGAGGCGUACGUGCAGAAGCUGGUGAAGGUUUGCACAGACACAGACCGCUGGAGCCUGAUUUCCCUCUCCAACAAGAACGGGAGGAACGUGGAACUCAAGUUUGUCGACUCCAUCCGGCGUCAGUUUGAGUUCAGCGUGGACUCUUUCCAGAUCAUCCUAGAUUCUUUGCUCUUUUUCUAUGACUGCUCCAGUAAUCCCAUCUCCGAGCAUUUCCACCCCACAGUGAUCGGGGAGAGUAUGUACGGGGAUUUUGAGGAAGCCUUUGACCAUCUUCAGAACAGGUUGAUCGCCACCAAGAACCCUGAAGAAAUCCGAGGUGGGGGUCUCCUUAAGUACAGCAACCUUCUUGUGCGGGACUUCAGGCCUGCGGACCAGGAGGAGAUCAAGACUCUGGAGCGUUACAUGUGCUCCAGGUUUUUCAUCGACUUCCCCGACAUCCUGGAACAGCAGAGGAAGCUGGAGACCUACCUUCAGAACCACUUCGCCGACGAGGAGAGAAGCAAGUACGACUACCUCAUGAUUCUUCGCAGGGUUGUGAAUGAGAGCACCGUGUGCCUCAUGGGGCACGAACGCAGGCAGACCCUGAACCUCAUCUCUCUCCUGGCCUUGCGUGUGCUGGCAGAACAAAACAUCAUCCCCAGUGCCACCAAUGUCACCUGUUACUACCAGCCAGCUCCUUAUGUCAGUGACGGCAACUUCAACAACUAUUACGUUGCUCACCCUCCAGUUACCUACAGCCAGCCUUACCCUACAUGGCUGCCCUGUAACUAACCCAAGACCUGAGGGUUUCCACAGUGGGAACCCAUUUAGGGCAGGGGCUCUCAGGUAGGAGAGCCUCUUUCUAGAUGUAGGAGUUUGGCUUUUAAAGGGGAACUCAGCUCUGACUCUGUUUUUCUUUGUGUACCCAGUGGAAUAGGUCCACAGACUAUCGUGAGCCAACCCUAAAAGGACCCAUAGUACAGUGCCACUCUGGGAGAUGCAAUAGGAAGCGUGACUUCUCACCAUCUUUCUAAGAUAGUCACUAACACGUCACUUCCCAGACAUUAGCACAUGGGAUCUGAGCUCGGCACAGUCUCUGAGAUUGGGAGAGUUGGACAGCAUAUGAGAAGCGUUCUAGGCGCUCUCCACAGCCGAGUCCGCGGUAGCCCCUGCAGGCUCUCUCACUGAGGAUUCUCGGCAGUCAUGUGGAAGCUGGGCUGAUAGUCUCUCACUGUGUCGAUUUUAGUCAGCUCCCCAAACUGAUAAAACACGAGGGUGCUCUUUGUGACUGAACCUUCACUCACGGGACUAAGUUGUGUAUGUCUAGUCCCCAUCGGCAGAGCUGAGAAUUUCAUUCAUCAAUAAACCAAAGCCAAUAGCUGGAGACUUGAGAUCUGGUUGGAAGUGGUUUAUGGUAUAUGCUGUGCUUUAUCAAGGAAUUAUGAGAUAUUGUGGAGAAAAAAAAUGACCUUUUUCUUGAAAUGUAACUUGAAAACAAAAUAAAAUGUGGAACAUAAUGUUAAAGUAGAAUUGUGGUGGAGGGGCGGUGAUUGUCAAUAGGAAACACGGAUGUUUUGGUUUUGGUUUUUUCAUUUUGUUUUUUCUUUAAGGAAUUCUUACUGAAUGAUAUGUCCCCCCCCCGCCCCACCCCCAUUGACUCUCUGAGGACUGACUUGUUUGCUCUUCCUGAGUUAGGAGAGCAUUGUGCCCGGAGUCACUGUCAUGACUGACGUGAAGUUCUUCCUAUGUUUUAAUUGGAAGCCCAUUUGGCACAUCUUUCCCAAUAUGAAAAAGAUUUUUGCUGGAGUCCAGUGACUGUUCUUCACCAAUCCCUUCGAAAGUAGCCAUUGCAUUCUGCAGAGAGUUUCCGUGGCAGGAGAAUGCAGGGACUUCAGGAGAAGAGAGUGGCCAGUGGAGCCAUUCUAGGAUUCCACUUCCUCCAAGUUGUAGGGGACUAAGGGUUUAGUGUCAAGUCUGGCCCUGGGUGUUCUAGCUGCCAAGGCUCUUUGAUAUCUGGUAUACCUAGGGAAGAGUUCAGAGAGCCAAGAAUGAUCUUCCUUAUUCUGUAGAUUUAAGCAUUAUUAUAUUUCUGUUCUGAACUUUGGAAGGAAAACAGUGUUAAUUGCUGGCCCAAAGCAAGCAGUCCACAGGGAGGGAUCUAGGUGACUAUGGUUUUACCUAGUGGGUUCAGAAGAGAGAUUUAGAUUUCCCUGUUUUGAAAUUUUCUGUGGGAUAUUUUAGAAUGCAUCGCUGUUAGGGUAUCUGGGAGAAAGAUUCAGUGUUGCCAGCAAGCUUGAUUUCUAGAGUGAUUCCAUCAAAUCCAUGAUCUCAAUUGCUACUUUCUUCAGUGGCCGUAAAAAUCCAAAGAUCCAAACGAUUGCUUUGUAUCUCUCUAAGCAAUCUAGUUUUCCUUAUGCAAAAAAGCUGUAGUAAAAAUUAAGUGGCUGACCUUUUUCUAGUGCUGUGUUUUCAAGUUGCUUCUGGAAUGUGCUAUAUUAGUCCCUGUAAGAGUUGAUCCAAAUGUAUCUUCACUGCAGCCAUGUUACAUUAGGUCACCAGAAGACUUAGUAUAACUAGUUUCUAUUGCCCAUUGAAUCUUAGGUUUGAAUUCAUUGGCUUUAGGUUUUGUGAGGGGGACCUGAACUGUUUUGGGGUUAAAGGAAGGAAAUGAAAAACGAACCCAACUUUGAGAACUAUUGGUCAUCCAUGACCUUAAAAGGCUACAGUUGUAAUCAAAGGGGAACAUGUUUGCACAGAACUAGGUUUGCCCAAUCAAAGCUUUUGAAGUGUGUUGGAGCCUCCCUCAAUGUAAGCACUUGCUAAUAGAAGAGGAAAUCAAGACUGUUUCAGCUGACAAGUUUUGGGGACAAUUAAGGCACUGGAAAAUUUCUGGCAUCUUCUUGGAAUUCUUUCUGCUUUAUAUAUAUAUACAUUUUUCCAGUCUGGCCAUAGUUGUCUUCUGAGGAUGGAGAGAGGAGACACAGAAGUUGUAAACCACUGCUGGAUGAUGGUGCCCUUGAUAGGUUCUUUUUAGUUUGCCUAGCUGUUUUGUGGUUGGAGAAUUGAUGUGUGUUCUAGAACCAUUAUAAUGAAAAGUUGUGUUAACCAAAGCUCCCUUUUUAAGAUACGAGCCCUGGUUUGUGGAUCUCUGGGCUAGAGUUGUCCCUACCUGCUCUGUGCAAGCCUUCUGCCAGACCAGAAACAGGCUAGGUAACCUUGCACUUCAGAUGUCAGGAAGUUUUAUCUGAAACCUGCCUUUUGUGCUACUCACGUAUGCACCAGACACCGUUGUACUGAAUCCAGUUGUGUGUGUGUGUGUGUGUGUGUGUGUGUGUGUGUAAUGUGAAACCUGGCCUUGGCAGAGGGCACUGAAGGGCAAGAGCAGGCUGUAGCCUAAAUGGAAGCAGUCUUUCAUUUGCUCUUUUUUUUUUUUCCUUUGGAACUCAGGUCUGCUUUCUGAGUUGGUGUUCCCAUUCUAUUUCUCAGUCAGGGGCAGCUGGUCUGAAAACAGCAUCUUUACCCUUGAGCGUGCAGAUGCACACUCUUGGUUUUUGGCUUAGAGCUUCAAGCUUGCUCUUCAGCCUUACCGUGGUAGAAAGAUGCUGUUCCUUGGUCAAUCAUUGCAAUGUGGUGAUGAGGCUAACUUCUCAUGCCUCUAAGUCAGAUUUCUGGUGACUGCCUUUGGGGUGAGGCAUGGCCUACACCUGGGCCUGCCAGCUGAGUGGAGUUGAAUAGGGAAGAUUGUUGGUUCUUGAUGGGUUUUUUGUUGUUGUUGUUGUUUGUUUGUUUUUUCUUUGGCUUUCCAGUGUUUUCUCUCUCCUGUCUAACUUAAUUUGGAACUUGUGUCAUAGUGAUAUGCGUGUGUGUGUCUGUCUGUGCUUUGUGGUAAUGCAGUAGUCAUUGCCUCACUAAAGCCCAGAGUCUGCUCUCCUUCCAACUGACCUCUGAGAGUGCUAGCCCCUUUCUUCAUGGUUGGCCAGGAUUUUGCCCAGUACAGCUCAGUCUUGGAAAAUGGCACCACUCAUAAUGAGCUUUGGGAGCAGCUGCCUUCUAGUGAUCUUUCUGGUACUGGGACCCUGUUUCAGGAUGCUGCUAGUCUUAGCUCAAGGGCUUCCUGUAGAGGCUGGAUUAAAGUAUAGUUAUCUAGGGAUGAGGCAGGCAGCCCUGACGCCCACCCCUGCCCCUGGCAUUACUUCUUGAGUAUUUAACAGGGUUUAUACUAGGGAAAACCCUUGGAGGUGAUUCUAUAAAUUGAAAGAUUUUCUAAUUUUCAAAGUUGGAUUUACAUCACUAAUCUGAGACAGAAUUUCCCAGCUGACUUUGGAAUGCAGUCUAAAUUAACCAGUUGGAUCCAGAGAGAGGGUAGAGGAGAGAUUCUUAAAAAGUCCAGGCAACCUCUCAGGGUUAUUUGUGCGGCUCUCUGAGGGAAAAAAAAAAGUUGUUUUUUUGUUUUGUUUUUGUUUUAAUUCAAGUGCCUACAUCUUGUUUACCUAUCACUUAAAAGAAUACUUUUAAAGUAUAAGCUUCCAGAGUUUUGAGUUCUAGAGUUUUACCUGGCUAGUGAGAUUUGGUGCAAAUUCUCAUGUGUGUUUAUGUAGGAAGGUGAGUUGACCAUCCACUGAAGAGGAUGGAGCUAGUUAACAUGAUCUUUGGUCUUUACAAAAGAGAAUCUAGCUAUCUGGCCUGUGUGUGUGUGUGAAAAUUUGAUUUUCCUGAAGCAUCUAUUUCCAAAUUAAUAUGGAUGAAAAGUAAAACUUCCAUUGGAUUCAAUUAGAAGCUCUUCCUUCUGUCUUUGCAUAGGCUUGAACUGUUCCUUAGCAGUGCCUAGAGAUACGGGGUUCCUCCUUGGUACCAGUCACUCACCUUCUUACGUGGCGCAAAUGAGAUUUCUUAUCAGUGCAAAUGUAUUAGGACCUGAUGGAAUAAAGCUUUCAGUUUGAGAAAUAAAGGUAUAUUUAAAAGUGUAAAAAAAA